CUUAGCCGGCGCCAGACCGACCCUCGACUUCGGAGGGCUAGUGCUGUGCCUCUGGGCGCUUCCUCCCCGGCUUCUUCGGCUUCUCCAGCCUCCUCGGCCUCCUUACCCUCCGUGGGAACCCGAGAUCUCGGUGUAUGCCACAGCCUUGACCCUGCUCGAGAGAUGUCUACCCCUGCUCGGAGGCGCCUCAUGCGGGACUUCAAGAGGUUGCAGGAGGAUCCUCCAGCUGGAGUCAGCGGGGCUCCGUCCGAGAACAACAUAAUGGUUUGGAACGCAGUCAUUUUUGGGCCUGAAGGGACCCCGUUUGAGGAUGGAACAUUUAAGCUUACAAUAGAAUUCACUGAAGAAUAUCCAAAUAAACCACCUACGGUUAGAUUUGUCUCUAAGAUGUUUCAUCCGAAUGUCUAUGCAGAUGGUAGUAUAUGUCUGGACAUACUUCAGAACCGUUGGAGUCCAACCUAUGAUGUGUCUUCCAUUUUAACAUCCAUACAGUCUCUGUUGGAUGAGCCCAAUCCCAAUAGUCCAGCAAACAGCCAGGCUGCUCAGCUGUACCAGGAAAACAAGCGGGAAUAUGAAAAACGUGUUUCUGCCAUAGUAGAACAGAGCUGGCGUGAUUGUUGACCUGGGUGCAGCAAAGUAAGAGGCUGGGCAUAAGAAAAAAAUAUAUUGAUGUAUUUGUCACCUUCCUAUUCAGUGUAAUACAUUUACUUUAUUAAAAGCAAAAUAGCUAUUGUGCUGUUUCCAUCUUCCCUUGCCAAGUUUUUCCUACCCCUUCUGUCCUUUCCUUGAACAUCAAAAAACACCCUCUAUGAAAUCAAAUGUACUGUACCUGGGUUACGUGCAAAAAUUACUAAUGUUUAAUUCCUUUUUUGUUGUAUCUCAUCUCCAGCUUUAGGGCAAUAUUGUGUUACUAUACUUUAUACUAAGCUUUUUAAAUGAAUUGUUGUACAAGUGGUACUUAUGCAUAGCUUGAUGAUCUGGAUGUUAUUUUUAACAAAAUGAUUGCUGAAGUGUUUCUUCCUGGCUGGUCCUUCACUUGUGUUGGAUUUAGAAUUAAAUGUUUGUAAUAUGGCAUAUAGAAAACCAAGAAACAACUCCAUAUAAAUAUUCAUUUUGAAAGAGUGAUGGAAGCUAAAAAUCUUGUGAUACUAAGAUCUAACUAAUGAAUUAUAAGAUGGUUUUUACUGGUAGGAAGAAUGUUAAAGGACUCAGCCAAAGGAGUACAGCAAUUGUAACUGACACAUCCUCUCCUUGCAAGAUAUUCACUGGGCACACCCAUGCUGAGUUUCAUACUACAGUCAGCCUUCUGUAUCUGCAGGUUCCACAUCCACAGAUGCUACCAAAUCAAAAAUAUUCAGGAAAAAAAAAUGUUAUGUUGCUGACGUGUACUAGGAUGGUUGCAUCUGUACUGAUGGAUACCUAGGGACAACUGUGCUGAAGUCUUCUGCGUUUUAGCUUUUUAAAGAAGUGUGGGAGCAGAAGAAUGGAAACAAUCAUUAUCUUUUAAGCAGGGAAAGGUUGAAGAUCUUUUAAGAUCUAGAUCUUGAAUCUUUUAAAGGAGCAGUGCUACCCUAGAUAAACAAAUUUAUAAUCUCCCAUAAUUUUUUAGUUUUAAUUAACCUAAGGAAGGGAACAUAUCUGUGGCAAAUUAUUUUCCACUCAAAUCCUGAGUUAAUGCUGCAUGCUUUAGUUUCUUCUUCCCUUUCAGUAUUAUAAGAACCUUAAAAGUCAAUGUUUGCAAUCUUUUGUUGGAUAUUUAUACUUUUAGAUAAAUAGUACCUUUAAGUAGCAGUGUGGGAUAAGGCUUGUUAAUGUUUUGUCUAAUGUUCCAUUGUCACCUUUUGUGCAUUUAUCACUUCUAACUUUGCACAAGUAACCCAUGUAAAAAAAUGUACAUUUUUCAAAAGUUGUAAAUAAAAAUGACCUUAAAAUUUUGUA
Molecule: messenger RNA, 1938 nt
Organism: Pteropus alecto (black flying fox)
Lineage: Eukaryota; Metazoa; Chordata; Mammalia; Chiroptera; Pteropodidae
Gene: UBE2A
Product: ubiquitin conjugating enzyme E2 A
Exons: 6
Coding region: 163-621 (152 amino acids)
Biological process (GO): proteasome-mediated ubiquitin-dependent protein catabolic process; protein polyubiquitination; DNA repair
Cellular component (GO): HULC complex
Molecular function (GO): ubiquitin conjugating enzyme activity
Source: RefSeq, a predicted model, not a curated record